Molecule: messenger RNA, 3117 nt
Organism: Stegastes partitus (bicolor damselfish)
Lineage: Eukaryota; Metazoa; Chordata; Actinopteri; Pomacentridae
Gene: cdc42ep4b
Product: CDC42 effector protein (Rho GTPase binding) 4b
Exons: 3
Coding region: 418-1422 (334 amino acids)
Biological process (GO): positive regulation of actin filament polymerization; positive regulation of pseudopodium assembly; regulation of cell shape
Cellular component (GO): cytoskeleton; cytoplasm; plasma membrane
Molecular function (GO): small GTPase binding
Source: RefSeq, a predicted model, not a curated record
CAAAACUAAACGGACAUCGAAGCACCAACACGGGGACCGUCCUGCCGCAACUCUCCUGGAGGACGCUGAAAGCUAAAUCAGCCCGAGUGUUUACGGACAAAGUUGAGCGGAAUACGAGCCUCUGAAACUUCUCCCGUCGACUAAAAGCACAAAGCGCAGCCUAUUUGAGUUUUGCUCUGGAGGAUACUGCUGCUGCGUUGUGAGGAAGCUGGCUACUUUCCCGACUGCACCGAGAGGCCGAUUCAACUGCAAGAUGAAACCUGAGCAGAAGGACCAGAAUGGCUGCACACAUUAAACACCUGGAAUUAUACUUGCUUUGACAACAUCUUUUAGAAUCGCCAGAGAACUUUGGAAGGAACUCUCUGAACGCCCACACAUCCAAGUUUUGAUUUCUAUCCGUGGAGCCUAACUACCAUCAUGCCUAUUCUCAAGCAGCUGGUGAACAACUCUAACCAGUCAAAGCGGCGGUCUCGGGCUGACCUGACCGCAGAGAUGAUCAGCGCUCCGUUGGGGGAUUUCCGGCACACCAUGCACGUGGGCCGAGGGGGCGACGCCUUUGGGGACACUUCGUUUCUUAGCACCCGAUCGGGGGAACCUCCGAAAGAGCCGGAGACGAAGCAGGGCUCACCGGGUCCCAAACCAGGACUCCUGUCUCGCACCUUCAGAAGCAGCAAGCGGUCUCAGUCGGUAAACCGGGGGGACAAGUACGACUACAACGUGGUGCCUUCUGCUGGCUCGUCUCAGUUUGUGAAAAACGCCAUAUCCCUGCCUUACCUAAACGACGAGAGUGCUCACAGGGGUCACCAACUGCCGAAGAGCGUUUCCUCGAGCCCCAUGAAGAAGCUGACGGAGAUCGAGAGCAAGCCGGCGAACGGAGCGGCAGCGAUGGCAACGAUCGACGCAGAGUUUGACGAGAGGAAUUUCGGCGAGCUUACAGAUUUGCCUCCGUCCAUGCCCAAAGGAAGCGGGCUGAAGCACGCAGAGUCUAUGAUGUCCUUCCACAUCGACCUGGGGCCCUCCAUGCUCGGGGACAUCCUGAGCGUGAUGGAGAAGAAGGGCUGGGAGGACGACGACCUCGGCUACGAGGAAGGCAAAGGCAGCGAGGGCCACGGGUCGCCCUCCCUCAUCCCCCACAUAGAUGACGACGAUGCGGAGGAGCGGGCCCCCGCCAGGCCGCCCCGCAGCAUGUACCAGCACAAAGCCGCGGUGGAUCCCUACACCCCGGAGCUACACGCCAGGAACAACCACCACAACAUGGACAGCUGCUCCGUGUCCAGCUCUGGCUCCGUCACAGAGGAGAAGCCUCAGUACCACAUCCACGAUGGCGACACGGACAGUGCAAAGUACAGCUCGCCACGCGGGGAGGACGACAGAGAUUUCACCUUCAUGGACGAGGACGACGACGACGAGAUCCGGGUGUAGACUGAGAUGGCAUCACUGCCACGAAGGACACUAAAGGAGACGGCCAGGUUCUCGGGAGGCUUUUACAAGCAGGGGAAGGCAGGAGGGAGGUUUACAGGCAGGGCCGCAUGUGGUUUAAGCUUCUGGUGGAUCAAUGUCAUAUCUGCACACUUUGUUCAGCACCAUAAACAACCAAUUAAGCCUUUUUCACUCUGCUGUAGCGAGGCCCGGUGAACUAAAGGCAGAGUGCAGACAGACUGGCUCCCUCCAAAUGUGUGUUGAUGCAGUUUUUGCAACAUCAAACUCUGAGCUCAUCAUUAUUGGUAAAUUCUACACUUUCAAAUAUUACUGGCUCCCACGUAUUGAGAAGUAAAACCAGCGCACUAGGAGUUAGGGGUGGGCGAUCCGGUGAGCUUUACACAAUGGACAAGAAAACCUGACUAAGUUCUGCUUAGCUUACAGACAUUAAGGGUGCUGUAUGCAGUUGAACUGAUGGAGGCCGUCGGUUGAAGUGACGGCUUUUCUAUCCACGAUGUGAUCACGAGUUCAGCUAAUUCUGCGGGGAGAAUUCAGAUCAAAAGAUAGUCGUGUCGUCUUUCGGCCAGAUCGCCCACCCCCACCAUUAUCUACGAUCAUUACUCUCAUUUUAAGAAGUAGUAAAGGCAGCAGUGGGAUUAGAGAUUGAAUCAUGUGGAUGUGCAGUGCAGAUUCUGAGAAAGGAUGAAGGAAAGGACAAGAAGUGAAGCUCGGAUAGCUGUGACACUCCAGUCAGUGGGAGCGACCACAGAGCCUAGUUGUGAUAUAGACACUAAGCAGAUAAAGUAGGUCAUACUUUUGAUCAUGUCUGAGUUUAAGUGGCGAUUUAUGCUUCUUCUUUUUUUUUUUACUCCAUUGUAUGUACAAUAUCUGGUCCACAGUAGGAGGUUGUAUUUGAGCUGGGUAGUUUAUUAUUAUUUUUGAAUCUGUCUCUUUUGGGCGUUCUUUAAAUUCACAGGCAGCAGUGAUGUUUAUUUAUUCAUUUUCAUAAGGGAUGGAUUGUUCUUAAUGUGCACUGCUUGGUCUUAAAAGUUUGAUUUGGGAUUUUUUUGUUUUAUAUAUACAUAUAUAUAUAUUAUCUUUCAUUUCUUAUGUUCUAAUGGUACUACAGAGUGAAUCCUCUGAGCGUACAGGUUGGCCAAAUUGCACUUAAGUAUUAGACUCAAGUAAACAUGAAAUUGGAGGAGUUUGGUGAUUGGCUCAUUCUAUCAACUUCUUAUUUUGUGUCAGAGAUGGGAUUUUUUAAAAUUUUAUUUCUGUUUCUUUGAGAAUUCAACUCAGUAAAUAAAUAACCUGUAAAUCGCAAUUCAAACACUAAUAGCAUAUCGUGCACAUUCUUGUUUCUCUGGUUUGUCUUUCACAAAACGGGGAAGCGACCACCUGACAAUUAAGCUGUUUUUGCUGUCCGACCGAUAGGUGCUGAGAAGCAACAUCAAAUCAGAAAUCACAUUCGAUAACUACACCUAAAAGUGCAUGUGUGCCUUGAUCACGUUAUCAACACUCGUUUGUCCUAUAAGCACAUGAUAUAAGCACAGCGUCCACGAGGGAGCACUUCUCCUUUGACGGUGCACGAUGUGGAGAACCAGCAAGUUCACAACUGCUCAGCACUUGUGGUCAGGUUCCCUUUGGUGACUUGAGAGGCUUGGACACCAGCUGAUGUUUCCGUUCAUGAGUGGAUUG